GCCGCGAAGCCCUGCCUGCCUGCUUUCUUGCCUGCCGGGCGGUCCUGGCGGUGCCGCUCGGUAGGGUCUGCGGGAGGGCCCAGCCAUCGCCGUCAGCGCCAUGAAGGAAUGCGAAUACCGGCAGAUUCCGCCGGGCACCCCGGCCGCCCCGCCCUCCUCGGCGGAGCCCCCCGGGGCGGUCUCGGUUGCGGUCGCCGCCGCCAACGCCGCGACCCCGGCCGGUCGCCAGCGCCGCAAAUGGGAGGUCUUCCCCGGGCGCAACCGCUUCUACUGCGGCGGCCGCCUCAUGCUGGCCCGGCACAGCGGCGUCUUCCUCCUCACGCUCGGCCUCAUCGUGGUCACCAGCGGCCUCUUCUUCGCCUUCGACUGUCCCUUCCUGGCUCGUAACUUGACCCUGGCGAUUCCCAUCAUCGCUGCCAUCCUGUUCUUUUUUGUCAUCAGCUGUUUACUGCAGACCAGCUUCAGGGACCCUGGUAUCCUGCCCAGAGCCACCCCCAGUGAAGCUGCAGACCUGGAGAAAUGGAUUGACAACCUGGGCACCUCUACUUAUCGACCCCCAGCCCGCACCAUGGAAGUUGUUAUAAACAAAUACAUGGUAAAGUUGAAAUACUGCUACACUUGCAAAAUGUUUCGUCCUCCCAGGACCUCCCACUGCAGUGUCUGUGACAACUGUGUAGAGCGGUUUGAUCACCAUUGCCCUUGGGUGGGUAACUGCGUGGGGAAGCGCAACUAUCGAUACUUCUAUGCCUUCAUCCUCUCUCUCUCCUUCCUGACAGCAUUCAUCUUUGCAUGUGUCAUCACCCAUCUCACUCUACGUUCCCAGGGAAGUGACUUCAUCACUGCUUUGAAGGCAACACCAGCAAGUAUAUUGGAACUGGUGAUCUGCUUUUUCUCAGUCUGGUCUAUUUUUGGCCUCUCAGGGUUUCACACUUACUUAGUUGCCUCCAACUUGACAACCAAUGAAGAUCUCAAAGGGGCAUGGUCCAGUAAGGGAAGCUCUGAAUUUGCCAAUCCCUACAGCCAUAAAAGCAUCCUCACCAACUGCUGUGCAGUGCUCUGCGGACCGUUCUAUCCCAGCUUAAUAGACAGAAGAGGAUUUAUCGAGGCAGAUGCUGGGACCCCGUCUACUCCUAAGAGCGAAAUCCCUUCCUUUGGAACAAAAUCUGAUGCCAGCAUGGUAUGAUCCAUCCCUUAGCAGUGGUGCCACAUAGUCCUGUGCCUGUGCCUACUUCCAGCUGGUGCCUCUCUUCCAUUUACAUUUCUUGAGUCCCACGCAAGGCAGCUUUGUGGGGUGGAGCUUCCAGCACCCCUUCUCAAACCAUACGCCAUCAUUUCUUGCAUUUAUAUAUAUAUAUAUUUGUAAUUUGGUUUGGAUUUUUAAUACAGUGGGACUUACCUGGACAUUGUGGACUGCUGCAGUUAAGCCUCUAAACGGACAUUGCUGGCACAUAUAGGGAAAGGGGUUGGUGCUGUUCUGAGCAGAGAGCACCGUGGGUUGGGCGAAGCCAGCUUCUUGAGAACCGUCCAUUCUCUGAAAGCCUGCUCCAGUAACUUGCAGAGCUGUGUUCUCAGAUUGGAUGAGUGGGACAUAGUCAUUUGCAUGUGGAGCUGGUGUCGGGGAGUAGGGGAGCAAUGGUACCACCUCCUGAACUGCACUUCAGGUCAAUUUUUAUAAUUUCUCAUACAUGGAGGUGGCCGUCCUAAAGCUAGUCUGUUGUUCUGCGUAAGCACUGCGAAGAACACUUGGUGCUUGGUUGUUUGAGUUGUAAAGAAGAGUGAGGCCCUCUUUAAGGAUGUGGCACUCCCUCCCGUAGCAGCAAGGGCGGCUUGCAGCUCUCCUGUCUCCCACUAGUGGAGGGAAGAAAACUGCCAAGAGGAUUCCUAAGAAUGAUCAUGUGAAGAGAAGCAGGUCUGCUGCAGAUCAUGUUUGCUCACUGUGAGGAUUGAUCCAGAGUAGGCCUUGUUUGUUUCAGAUCAGUCAGGGCUCUGGCAACAGAGGGAACACAGCUGGGUGAGGUUAUCCGGUUAAUCAUUAGAAGAAAACUAAGCAAAGCAAUUUAUAAUUCUUAAAUGAUGUGGAUGGGAGAUCAUUACCUUGUGCAUACAGAUAGCCAAGAGACCACCUUUUGUAGGGGAGGAGAGCUGUUGACCAAAGGGUUUAUUUGAGGAGGAAUCUAGGAAACACCCCUCCUGACGCAGAUAGGCCAUCCGGAAAUGAAUGUAUCUUCUCUAGGAAGUGGAGCCUGUGACCUGGCUUCAUCAAGUAUUGCCUGAAGAGGUAGGGGUCCUCUUUCUUACCACUGAAAUGCCUCUUGCUGUGCCUCCCAUCCUGUUGUGUGAGCCCUUAUGUAUAGUGGAAGGUUGUUAAGAAAUACUUGAAAUGUGUUUAUUAAAGCUGCUGGAUAUUUUUGCACAUAUUUUGUAGACUUUUCUAAGAAUUUUUUAAAAAUAUGUUGUUGUAGAUAAAUAGAUUUCUUAAGGGAUAAUUUUUUUAUACACAGCAUUGUAUAUACACAGCAUUGGAAUUUAUGUAUCAAAUAAUUGCAUGCACAGAGAUCAGUAAGCCAGCAUUCUCUGGCCUUUGGCAGCUCUUAGGGAAAGAUGAGAAUCUCCUGGAGCAAGCAUGGGGCAAGCAUCUCCUUUGCUGUGUCCUUCUUAGCCAGAAGAAACAGGGUUUGUAGGCAGACAGGAUAGGACCUUGAUCUUAGUAGGACAGAUCAAACAGAUGUGCAGGUAAUUCUCUGCCCGGAGCAUCAGAAAGGUCUGAGUUAGUGGGCUACUUAAAAAACGAGAACAAAACCUCGGUUGUUAAGGUCAUAUUGCAGGAAGCUGAUUUUCCUUCUCUCUCUUUGCUGCUGUGCUUCUGGCCAGUCAAUAUAUUCAUCAUCAGCUUUUAGUAGCUCCACCUCCUUCACUCAGAUAUUCUUAGAUAAGUCAUUGGUAGAGCCAGCCAUGGAGUAAGGAGCAGCUGCAUUCUCAGCCCCAUUGAAAGGGGGUCAUCACAGUUCCCUGCUUCUGUUUUGGGAAGCAUCAACUGAUCUGUGGGUUUUCCCCAUGCCUAAGGGACUGCAAGUGAUGUUAAUGGAGGGACUGAAUCUGAAACCUAUGUUGAACCUAUUCCCUGAGCUGCUCCUGCAGGAGAUCAAAGGCUCAUAUCUACCAUGUCAUUUCAUGAUCAUAAUUUUAUUUGGUUUUAAAAUUUGUGUUGUUAUUAUUAGUGUUUCCAGGGUGCUCUGUCUGUUUGCUUCACAAAUCAGGAUUGUUAAAUUGAGGCUGGAAAAGGGAGAUUCAUUCACCCCUUUUCUACUUAAAUUUGUAUGAGCAACCGGCAGUAGCUGAGGAUUUUGAUGAGGUCUCAAGAUUGGCACAGCACAGAAUACAGUCGCUUUUAGCAGUCAGACUUUGUGGCUGGAACACAUUAAUACUCAGCCAUGUUUGUAAUGCAGAAGUUUUGUGUUUUGUCCCGAUUGGCAGAAUUUGUCUUAUUUGUAGAACAGUAGGUUUGGGUAAUAAAGUUUUUUAUUAAAAAAAUCAACCAGUCCCAUUUUUCAGAGAGACCUCCGUGUAUCGCUCAUUGAUGUGAGUGAAUCUGCUGGUCUUAAGUUUCAUGAUCUGCAAGACACGCCCCUCCCCCCCAUGCCAUGGGAUAACACUGGUGCAAAGGCAGCCCUGGUAUGUGUGGGACAGGUGCUUGUAUUCUAUGCCUCUUAAGCACGUUCCAAGACUGAAGGUGGAGGAAGGAUGUCCCUCCAUGAUGGGCUCAGGCUGAGACUGCAAGAACCCUUUCCCCUUAAAAGGUGCAGAAGCCGUGGUGGCUCAAUUCUGGCAUCCCACCUGGUGAGCUUGAACUCAUUACCAAGCUGGCAGUUUGAUCAAGCGGAGUGGGAAACCAUUUUAAGCUUUUGUGCUCUAGCAGCCGUGUGGCACUUCAGUAAUCUUCCUUGUAGAACAAAGAAUCUUCCCCCUUCUGCUACUGUUUUCACAUUUCAUGACCAGCUGUUGUUUCCAGAACAUCCCUUUUAAUCAUUUCAUUAAUGAUGGUGCCUUUCCAAAGGUAGCCUUGCCAGAAAAAUGGUUUUGCCUGUGUGAUGGGCCAGUUAAGCCUCUGUGGCUGUUGGAACUACCUGCUGAAAAGAACACAGUUUUACUGUCAGAUGGGCACUCAGUUUCAUUUGAAGUGGGGGACAUAAUACUCUUCUCCCCCCAAUACAAUUUUCCAGGAGCAAUCAGGAAGUCCGGGGGCGGGGGAGGGGGAGAGUUCCUGGAGACUAAGCUACUAGUAAUUCUAUUCCAGAUCACCUUAUUUCCUAUGGAUUAGAUUAGACUUGUAUGCUUACUGGAGAAGAAAGUGGCUCUUGUGAGAGUACUUGGGGCCAUCCCCCAGUGCAUCAACGUGUUAUUCAUAAAGCUUGGGUGGGGAGGGGGUAGGGAGGGGGGUAGUAUGAAAGACUGUAUCAGUGUUACAUUUGUGACAGGAAACACACUUAUGAUGAUUAACACAGCCCU
Eublepharis macularius is the source of this 4506-nucleotide messenger RNA. RefSeq names its product zinc finger DHHC-type palmitoyltransferase 18 (gene ZDHHC18). The coding region runs from base 101 to 1183 and encodes 360 amino acids. Gene Ontology annotation, molecular function: protein-cysteine S-palmitoyltransferase activity. The transcript has 8 exons. Lineage: Eukaryota; Metazoa; Chordata; Lepidosauria; Squamata; Eublepharidae. Gene Ontology annotation, cellular component: Golgi apparatus; endoplasmic reticulum. The record is from RefSeq and is a predicted model, not a curated record. Gene Ontology annotation, biological process: protein targeting to membrane; peptidyl-L-cysteine S-palmitoylation.